AUGACUCCGGAGGUUAGGUGUGCGGUGGUUGGUAAUGUAGAUAGCGGAAAGUCAACAACAUUGGGGGUCCUAACUCGGGGAGCCCUUGACGAUGGGAGAGGUCGCGCACGCGUAGGACUUUUUCGGCACAAGCAUGAAGUCGAGACAGGACGAACCUCAAGUGUCGGGAUGGAGAUUCUUGGCUUCGCGCCUUCUGGGGAGCCGAUAUUGCCAAACAUCGCAAACUUGACAGAUCCAGAUGUUCUGCGGCGUGAGAAGUUGGGUUGGGAAGAAAUAUCUGUGCAGGCUGCAAAAAUUAUCUCUUUCAUUGAUUUGGCUGGCCACGAACGAUAUCUGAAGACGACAUUAUACGGUCUCACAUCGGGGGCUCCAUCUUGUGUAAUUCUGAUGGUAGGAGCUAAUGCAGGGCUGAUAGGGAUGUCCAAGGAGCAUCUUGCCAUCGCCCUAGCUUUGAGCGUCCCGGUCGUGGUUUGCAUCACAAAGAUUGACAUGACCCCACCAAAUGUCCUAGCAGAGACGGUGAAACAGGUUGUCAAGAUUCUAAAAAGUCCCGGAUGCCGAAAAACCCCAGUCUUUGUCAAAUCAGUAGAAACCGCGGUCGAACUCUCGACUUCAUUCGGAACUGAUAGAAUAUGUCCAAUUUUUCAGGUUUCCAAUGUCACUGGUGAAGGACUCGACUUUGUUCGAACAUUCUUAAACUUGCUGCCAUCCAGUGAGGCGGACAGCGAAAAAUUUGCGGCUGAUCAGCCACUUGAGUAUUCCGUGACCGAGGUAUGGUCCGUUCCGUACGUUGGCACGGUUGUCAAUGGCAUCAUGAAUGCGGGGAGCGUUAAGACUGGCGACGCGGUUCUUCUAGGCCCUGACUCCAAUGGUCACUAUCAAUCAACAGUGAUAAAGAGCAUGCAAAGAAAAAAGGCCCCCGUGACGAGUGCGGAGGCUGGUCAAUGCGUUUCUUUCGCGUUAAAACGCGUGCGACGUGCGGCCGUGCGGAAAGGAAUGGUAUUGGUGAAUAAGACUGACACGCCUCCGCCUAUUCGUCAGUUUGAGGGACAAGUGCUGAUUCUCUAUCACAACACAACUUUACAGAAGAACUACCAGGCGAUGUUGCACUGUGGCGCUGUCCGACAAACUGUUAGAAUCAUUGGAAUGGACCACCCACAGGGAGUCCUCCGCACGGGAGAUCGUGCGACCGUUCAAUUCGAAUUCAUCUCUCACCCAGAGUUUGUAAAAGAAGGUAUGAAAUUGCUUUUUAGAGAAGGAAAGACAAAGGGACUUGGGGUCAUUACACGUGUAUUAUAA
This is a messenger RNA of Laccaria bicolor S238N-H82, 1299 nucleotides long. RefSeq lists its product as uncharacterized. Lineage: Eukaryota; Fungi; Basidiomycota; Agaricomycetes; Agaricales; Hydnangiaceae. The record is from RefSeq and is a predicted model, not a curated record. Gene Ontology annotation, biological process: translational elongation. Gene Ontology annotation, molecular function: GTP binding; translation elongation factor activity; GTPase activity. The transcript is spliced from 15 exons. The coding region runs from base 1 to 1299 and encodes 432 amino acids.